This is a messenger RNA of Solea solea (common sole), 1407 nucleotides long. It is a transcript of the gene sac3d1, whose product is annotated as SAC3 domain containing 1. Gene Ontology annotation, biological process: centrosome duplication; spindle assembly. Gene Ontology annotation, cellular component: spindle; nucleus; centrosome. The record is from RefSeq and is a predicted model, not a curated record. The transcript is spliced from 4 exons. Bases 50 to 1237 code for a protein of 395 amino acids. Lineage: Eukaryota; Metazoa; Chordata; Actinopteri; Pleuronectiformes; Soleidae.
UGGAUUUGAUUGGAUGAUACUGUGAAGCGACGACCUGUUCAAAGCACCAAUGAACCGCAGGAGGACACCUCGUCGCAUCUCUCACUCACAGAGGAGACAUGCACCUACAGGAGAGUGGAGGCAGAGGAAUCAGGAGCAAUGGCGAGGAGAAGACAGAGGACCAGUGAGACAGGAGGAGGGUGAGAUUCCUGAACAACAGAGGAAAGGGGCAGUGCCCAGAGGGACCUGCCCGACCAUGUGUCCUGCUCAUGAGCUGCAGGCCCGAGAGAAGCAGAAUCGCCUUCACCGUUUUGAGAUGUUAGCAGGAACUGAAAGAUAUAAACGGCCCACUGGUGAUCCCUUACGUGCUGUCAAGGAGUAUUCUAGACCAGCAGCUGGGAAAGAUGCAACAAACCCCAUUGAGCUACGUCCACCUGCAGUCUUGCGGAAAACUGUAUGUUACCUUAUUGAUGAAAUCGCUGCUUCCCCAAACCUGCAUCCUUGGACGGAGGUGUACAGCUUUGUUUUUGAUCGGCUGCGUGGUGUGAAGCAGGACAUGAUCAUCCAGAGGGUGUCUGGUUUGGACUGUGUUUCUAUUUUGGAGAAGACCGUACGUUUCCUCAUCUACGCCUCUUUUCGUCUUUGUGGUGAACCGCUGCGGCUCUAUGACCCACGUAUUAAUGACACACACCUGCAGGAAUAUCUGAGCUGGCUUUUUGAUUGCUAUGCAGUAAGGACAGAAUUGCAUCCCAAUGAGGAAGAGUUUCAAGCUCUUGGUCUUCUGUACAACUUAGGGUCAACUCUUGCAACACAACAUAUCGUGACACUCCCGAAGCAGCUCCGCAGCACUCCUGCUAUCAAGCUUGCACUUUCCAUCAACCGGGCUUUUCUGGAGCGAAACCCUGUACGUUUGCUUCGAUUGACUCAGAAGUUGAACUUCCUGCAGUGUUGUGCUCUCCACCGACACCUGGUGACCUGUCGAAGAGAUCUGCUGCACAUAUUCAGCCAUGGAUACAGCAGCCGCAACUGUCACUUUCCUCUUGACAGGCUAGCCCAGCUCUUGUUCUUAGACAAGUCACUUACAGCCCAGCUCUGUCUGGAUUAUGGAGUGGAGGUUUCCCAAGGCAAUCAUGUGAUUUUCUCAAAGGCUGCUUUCACUGAGCCUGAACAAGGCAAAGUGCGCUGUAAACUGUAUCACAGCAUAGUAGCAGAGAAAAACAAAGACCUCACUGUUGGAAGUAUCAUUAAUGGGUUUUGACUGAGACGAAUGGAAGAUAAUUUUUAAUACAAAUAAUGCUUUUGAUAUUGAAUUUCAUUGUGGAUUUGAUUGUUGACUUCUGUGCCACUAGCAUGGUUUAGGACUUGUCCAACAAUGCUUCUGUGGUGCAGCUAUUUUGUUAUUAAACGGUUCUGUUAUUCUAUUCUUUA